Molecule: messenger RNA, 3417 nt
Organism: Miniopterus natalensis
Lineage: Eukaryota; Metazoa; Chordata; Mammalia; Chiroptera; Miniopteridae
Source: RefSeq, a predicted model, not a curated record
UUAGCAUGUAUAGAUACUAAUGAAAGGUAAUGAGGAAGCUCUGUUAACAGAUUUUCAUUCAAAGCUUUUUUGUCCUUUCUGUAUUUCAGCACAUGCGAAUGGUGCUCUGGAGAGCCUUCUGUGAUUACAACUCACACCUUUUCCUGGGACACUUUCUUGAAAGAAUCAGCAGACAUCCAAUUUACCCAGAUAUAAUUCCAGAUUAACGGAGUUUUUGCAGAGCUGAUUACACUUGACUCACUGAGACUGGAACAGUGGCGCAUCACAUGCUCGGAGUGAUAACGGGUUAAAAAAACUGCCAAGUUUGGAUCUUUUCCUGCCUUAGAAGCCAGAAAAAUGGAGAAUUGAUAUUCAAAGGUCUCUGCGGGCGGAGGGUCUGGAACCGGACCACGGGGCGUCCAUGACCCCCGCGGCUGCGCCCCGUCAGCGAUGAAAGGCCUAUCGGGCAGCCGCGGCCACCACCACGGAGUCGCCUGUGACCCGGCCUGCGACUCGCACCCCCCGGACCGCAAGCCGUACCUGCUGGGCCCGGCGGAGCCGCACCCGGCCGACCACCCCUACUACGCGCAGCGCAACUCCUUCCAGGCCGAGUGCGCGGGCCCCUUCAGCGACCCGCUGGCCAGCAGCACCUUCCCGCGCCGCCACUACGCCUCGCAGCAGGAGCUCAAGGACGAGUGCGCCCUCGUGCCCCGCGCCCUGGCCGCCAAGGCCAACCGCCUCCCCGCCAACCUCCUGGACCAGUUCGAGAGGCAGCUGCCGCUCGGCCGCGAUGGGUACCACACGCUGCAGUACAAGCGCGCGGCGCUGGAGCACCGCAGCGACAGCCCCGGGCGCAUCCGCCACCUGGUCCACUCGGUCCAGAAGCUCUUCACCAAGUCGCACUCCUUGGAGGGGCCGGCCAAGGGCAGCGUGAACGGGGGCAAGGCCAGCCCCGACGACACGCAGGCCGCCAGGUACGGCAAGCGCCCCAAGAGCAAGGAGCGGCGCGCCGAGCCCAAGGCGCGGCCCAGCACCUCGCCCGGCACCUCCCCGGGCUGGUGGAGCUCCGACGACAACCUGGACGGCGACAUGUGCGUCUACCACUCCCCGUCGGGCGUGAUGACCAUGGGCAGGUGCCCCGACCGCUCGGCCUCGCAGUUCUUCGUGGAGACCUACAACACCCUCAGCGAGCAGGCGGUCAAGGCCUCGCGGAGCAGCAACGACGUCAAGUGCGCCACCUGCGCGCACCUGCCGGUCACCCUGGACGCGCCGCUCCUGAAGCAGAGCGCCUGGGCCUCCACGCUGACGGUGAGCCGAGCCCGGGAGGUUUACCAGAAGGCCUCGGUGAACGUGGACCAGGCCCUGGUGAAGGCCGAGGCGUGUCAGCAAGAACGCUCCUGCCAGUACCUUCAGGUUCCUCAAGAUGAAUGGACAGGGUAUACCCCUCGAGGUAAAGACGAUGAAAUUCCAUGCCGAAGAAUGCGGAGUGGCAGCUAUAUUAAAGCCAUGGGAGAUGAAGACAGUGGUGACUCGGACACAAGUCCCAAGCCUUCGCCCAAAGUUGCUGCACGAAGAGAAAGCUAUCUCAAGGCCACUCAGCCAUCCCUCACAGAACUCACCACACUCAAGAUUUCCAAUGAACACUCCCCCAAACUCCAGAUCCGGAGUCACAGUUACCUGAGGGCAGUCAGUGAAGUCUCCAUCAACCGAAGCCUAGACAGCCUUGACCCUGCAGGCCUGCUCACGUCACCAAAGUUCCGCUCCAGGAAUGAGAGCUACAUGCGAGCCAUGAGCACCAUCAGCCAGCUGAUGAUGGUGGUGAAGAUGGCGGUAGUGAUGGUGGUGGUGGUAAUAGUGAUGAUGGUGGUAGAGAUGGUGGUAUGGCCGGUGCCCGGCUGCUUCCGCAUGCGGAGCCACAGCUACGUGCGCGCCAUCGAGAAGGGCUGCUCGCAGGACGACGAGUGCGUGUCCCUGCGCUCCGCCUCGCCGCCGCGCGCCGCCACCACCGUGAGGACCAUCCAGAGCAGCACGGGUGUCAUAAAACUGAGUUCUGCAGUUGAAGUGUCAUCUUGCAUUACAACAUAUAAGAAGACACCACCUCCAGUCCCACCCAGAACUACCACGAAACCUUUCAUUUCUAUCACAGCCCAGAGUAGCACAGAGUCUGCCCAGGACGCCUACAUGGACGGACAGGGCCAGCGAGGAGAUAUUAUCAGCCAGUCUGGACUGAGCAACUCCACGGAGAGCCUGGACAGUAUGAAGGCUCUGACAGCCGCCAUCGAAGCCGCAAAUGCCCAGAUCCACGGCCCUGCAAGUCAACACAUGGGCAACAACCCCGCCACCGUCACCGCCGCCACCACCGUAGCCACCGUCGCCACAGAGGACAGGAAGAAGGAUCACUUUAAGAAAAACCGAUGCCUGUCUAUUGGGAUACAGGUGGACGAUGCUGAAGAGCCUGAGAAAGCAGGGGAAAAUAAAGCACCCAGUAAGUUCCAGUCCGUGGGAGUGCAAGUAGAAGAAGAGAAGUGGAGCUCCAAUCUACUAGCAUUCCAGAUUUCUAACCAGUGCGGAGGUAAAUUCAUAUGCACAGGACAAAGAGUUGCAGAUCCCGGGGAAGACAUGACCAGAAAGCCGCAGCAAACCUCCGCCGUUGAGUUACGGAAGCUGUGCACAGUCAUCACUGUGACCGUCUAUCGGUGCGAUCGCCGGGUCGCUCUGCCCAGUGUCGCCUGUAGCAUGUCUCUGCAGCCUUCGAAACAGUGGGCGGCAGGCAAAGCAGCUCUCCUGCCAGGCGGCUGUCAAGGAGGAGCCCCUGCUGUCACCGAGCAGGCGAAGUCCCGAGCUUCAGCGGCUUGGCGUGACGGGAGAGUUCGUAAUGGCCCCGAGCUCCGCGUGGGAAUGCUGGAACUCAGCGUAGUGCCCAGGCAUACUGUGCAUCGUCAGAAACCGCUGGCUAGCCUGGCAGUUUUAAACAGAGAAACAGUUCUAGGGAAAAUCCGAACUGCAGUGGGCAGUGCCCAACUUCUCAUGGCCCAGAAAUUCUACCAGUUCAGAGAACUGUGUGAAGAAAACCUGAACCCUAAUGCUCAUCCAAGGCCCACCUCCCAGGAUUUGGCGGGGUUCUGGGACAUGCUGCAAUUGUCCAUAGAAAAUAUUAGUAUGAAAUUUGAUGAACUCCAUCAGUUAAAGGCCAAUAAUUGGAAACAGAUGGAUCCUCUUGACAAGAAGGAGAGAAGGGCCCCUCCUCCAGUGCCAAAGAAGCCGGCGAAGGGCCCCGCGCCGCUGAUCCGGGAGCGCUCGCUGGAGAGCUCGCAGCGCCAGGAGGCCCGCAAGCGCCUGAUGGCCGCCAAGCGCGCCGCGUCCGUCCGCCAGAGCUCGGCCACCGAGAGCGCCGAGAGCAUCGAGAUCUACAUCCCCGAGGCGCAGACGCGGCUCUGA